AUGGAAAUGGUGCCUUUUCAGAAGUGUGUUUUUGACUGUGGUCUUGCAGAUGUUAAGUAUAAUGGUUCUUACUUCACUUGGAAUAACAAGCAAGCAAGAAAGGAUCGGGUUUUUGCUAAGCUGGAUCCGGUGUUAGCUAGUCAUGGUUGGUUGGAUAAGUUCCCCACGACAGAAGUUACUUUCCUCCCUAAAGGUGUUUUUGAUCAUACUCCAGCCAUUCUCUCAAUCUAUCCAAACUUUCAUGAUACUAAGAAGCCUUUAAGAUAUUUCAACUAUUGGAGUUCCUUGAAGAAUUUCUCUGGUAUUGUUCAAAAUGGUUGGCAGGAAAAUUUAGAAGGCCUUCCAAUGUAUAAACUUGUCAGUAAACUCGAACUUCUCAAACGUGGACUCAAAAGCUUAAACCAGCAAGGCGAUGGAGAUAUUAGUAUAAAGGAUAGUGAAGAUUUUAAAACUUUACUUGCUAUUCAAGUGGCUUUGAGGGAACAACCUGGUAAUGGAGAGUUAAUAGCCCAGGAAAUUCAAGCCAGAAAUCACUAUGCUGAUAUGUAA
Molecule: messenger RNA, 549 nt
Organism: Humulus lupulus (European hop)
Lineage: Eukaryota; Viridiplantae; Streptophyta; Magnoliopsida; Rosales; Cannabaceae
Exons: 1
Coding region: 1-549 (182 amino acids)
Source: RefSeq, a predicted model, not a curated record